AUUCUAGGCAUUUUUCAGCACUUAUUUUUUGCCAUUGGUAUUUUGCCACCAUCGUACUUGUACUUACACACCGUACCCAGCUUGGGCCAGCUACCACUCUGCAUGCAUUGCACUGGAAAAAAUCUGAAAAGAUUUUUAGAAACAUAGCCUGCAUUUUGUCUAAAUUUCUCGGGUAUCGAUUUGUGACAUUGAGAUUAAGCAAGAAUGGAAGAGCCAUCACCGCUUUCACUGGGGCUAGAGGUCAUAGAUGCGGAGACUCCAGGUAGCUCCUUUGUCACUUCACAGAAGGAGUUUACCCCUAUACUCAGCUUCACUCCUAGACAAUAUCAGCUUGAACUACUUGAAACGGCUCUGGAGCAGAACACGGUAGUAUACCUGCAGUCUGGGACAGAGAAAACAUUCUUGGCAGUGAUGCUCAUCAAGGAACUCUCAUGGUCAGUGAGGAUGCCUGUCAAGGAUGGAGGGAAAAGAUCCAUCUUCCUGGUCAAUUCAGAAUCCUAUCUGUCAAAAUGUGGCAACGUAAUCCACACCCACACUGAUUUAGAUGUCAAGGAAUACAGGAACCGGGAAGAAAUGAGUUCAUGGGACAAAACAAAAUGGCAGGAUGAAAUCGAACAUUGUCACGUUGCGGUGAUGGACAGCGAGAUCUUCCUCAAGCUCUUACAGAUGUCCUUUGUUGACUUGUCCAUGUUCAAUCUGCUCAUCCUGGAUGAGUUCCAUCACACCCUGAACUACCUCCAUCCCUACCAUCAUGUCAUGCUCACAUUGAGAACUUGCCCUCGGGAAGAUUGCCCCAGGAUUUUGGGAUUAUCUGAAUCGGUUCUGAAGAUGGACUUCAAGCCAGUGGCUUUAGAGAAGCAGAUCGAGUUAAUAGAGGAAAAUCUAAAGUGCAAAGCGAAAAUCGCUACUAAUUUGACCAGUAUUAGUAAAUACGGCACCAAGCCCAAAGAAGCAGUCAUUGUCUGUCGGAAGUAUGGGGACUGCGUUGAGUUGGUGUCCAAGCUAUCGCAGCUCCUCACAGGCAGUCUGAAACAGCUCAACCAGUUUGAAUACUCUUUCAAAGCCAAGGACUUUGAUGGGGAGCUUGUAGACUGCAAUCGUGAUCCUGUACUGCCGGCCAAGCAAGCCCUUACAGAAUGCCUGUCAGCCCUGAUGACGAUAGGCCCUCUAGGGGUCAAGAUCCUCAUCCCGAUGUUAGUCCGAGAGCUCCUGAAGCUUGAGAGGCAUGAGUUCCUUGACGUUCACCUUCUCUUCCUGCAGCACGCAGUCACCCAGCUCAGGAUGGUUGAAAGGAUAUGUGACAAUGCUCUCAGAGAAGGAGGCAACUUUUAUAACCUGAAGUUCCUGACUCCUAGAGUCAGGAGGCUGUUGGAAAUUUUGGCAGAAUUCAAACCCAAGGAGGCCAGUCCAGAGGAGAAAGCUCAGCAGAGCGCUAGCCGGGAAAGGACCAACAAAUUUGCAUCACGUAGGAAAGCACACAGAUCUCAUAAGGACAUGAAAAAUCCUAGAUGGAGACCCGUUGUACCGGAAGACCAAGACGAGGACGAAGCGAGUGACGAGGAAGAAGAAGAGGAGGAAGACGGACCCGAUGCCGAUAUCCAGCAAACCGGUCGCUCGACCACCAACCUCUGCGGUAUCGUCUUUGUGGAGCAUCGUUACACGGCGGCGGUGAUGAGCAGGCUCUUCAAGAAACUCUCCAAGAGAGAUCCAAGGCUGCACUUUCUCCUCUGCAGCUGCAUUGCCAUUGGCAGCGGAAGGCUCGGGGUGGCGAAGAAGUCGGCUGUGCAGGCUCAGAAUCAAAGGAGAAAGAACGAAGAAGUGUUGAGGAAGUUCAGGAGGAGAGAAGUCAAUGUCUUGGUUGCGACCAGCUCUGUGGAAGAUGGUGUGGAGCUUCCCCGUUGCAAUGGCUGCAACCUCGUGGUGCGGUUCGAUCGACCUACCAGCUACCAGUCUUACAUGCAAUCCAAGGCCAAGGCUAGGGCACCUACAUCCCACUUUCUCAUGCUCAUAGAUGAACCGGAUGUACCGCCAUUCCUCAAGGACGUGCAGAGCUACCAGGAGUUUGAAAGGGUUCUGAAUAGGAAGAGUAGAUCGAAGAUUCAGCAAAAAGAAGAGGAAGUAGAUCUUCUGUUAGCUGACCAGCAGAUGCCUGCAUAUGUCCCCAAGAAUGAGGAAGGUUCUCCCAGGGCCUCCAUGACCACUGCUAUCCAGAUUAUUAACAGAUACUGUGCCAAGCUACCUAGUGAUGUCUUCACCCAUCUUACUGCUUCCUGCAAGAUAGAGGAGAGGAAAGGUGAAGUCAGCCCAGAGUUCCAGGCCACUCUUCAGUUACCUAUCAAUUCACCCAUCAGGGAACCCAUUAGAGGUCAGUGGAUGAAGCGUAAGAAAUGGGCCACCAUGGCGGUGGCUGUUAAAACUGCAGAGAUUCUCCAUAAAGCAGGACAACUGAAUGACUUCCUGCAGCCAAUCGGGAAGGAAUCGGUCUUGAAGGUCACGGAAAAUGCUUACAAUCAUCUCUUUGCUGAAGGUCAGACACGUCCAGGAACAACUAAGAAGAGACAAUACUAUGAUAAAGAAGUAGCGAAGUGCCUCCAGGGAUGCCUUCCAAGGCCAGAUGAACCUUGCUACCUGUACAGUAUUGACAUGUCCCUGGCCUCGCCUCUACCAGAUAUCCUCAACAUACGAGAGAGGAAACUCCACAGACCAGAGGAAACACACCAGUGCUUCGGUAUUCUCACCUCAAAGCAAAUACCAAAGGUGCCUGGUUUUCCAGUCUAUACCAGGGCAGGAGAGUUGGCUGUGACCAUCAAGCUUCAGUCAGAUGCGAAACGACUGAGUGGCAAUCAGAUCAGGAGAGCCCAGUCCUUUCAUGGCUGCAUGUUCUCUGAAGUGCUACGGCUUGACAAGCCUAACCUAGAGCUGAACCCGGAGAAGAGUCAAGCUAGCUACCUCAUUGUGCCUCUCAAAGAAGGUCCUGAUAGUGGCCCUUCUGUCAUUGACUGGUCAUUCUUGGAGGAGGUCAGCCUGAGUUCUGGUCAUCUAGACCAACCUCCUCAACUUCCGGACUACAGCCAGAGCCAGUUUGAGUUCUCCACGGACAUCCUCGCCAAUGCCGUGGUCACACCAAUCUACAGAAACAUUGACCAACCCCAGCGCUACUUUGUGGCAGACAUCCUCUACGACCUCCCCGUGACCAGUCCCUUCCCGUCUGAAAAGUAUGAGACAUUCGUGGACUACUACUUUGAGCGGUACGACAUCCAGAUAUCCAACUUCCAGCAGCCGCUGGUAGAUGUUGACUGCAUGUCAUCUAGACUGAAUCUACUGACUCCAAGGUAUCUAAACCACAAAGGGAAAGCGUUGCCGAUCAGUACGGGUCAGAACAAGAAGGGGAACCUGCAGAAGAAGCAGUACCUGGUCCCCGAGCUCUGCUACAUCUAUCCCAUACCUGCAUCCUUGUGGAGGAAAGCGGUGUGUCUUCCAUCCAUCCUCUACCGAUUGAACGCGCUGCUGAUUGCAGAGGAACUCAGGGUACAGGUGGCCGAGGAGGCGGGCAUUGGCCUCAAGAAGCUCCCAGAGGAAUAUCCCUACCCGAACCUGAGCUUUGGAUGGGAAGGACUCGAUCUGGAGGCACUUGAGAGACAAGAGAAAGAGGCCAAAGAAGCAGCAAGAUGCGAUCUUGAUGAAGGGAAUGCAAUAUAUGUUGAACCAAAGUGCAAUAACUAUAAGCAGCUGAAAGAAAAUGAACGUGCAGCUGAGUCUGAACUGCAAACAAGCCAGAUUAAGGACGUUGAAAUGAAUGAGCAGCUGAACACACCAUGUGACCAAAGUAGACUAGAACGUUCUAGGAGAGAUGGUAAUAUGAACAGUACUAAUGAGAAUAAAGAGACGUUUGAUGAUGGAAAAUUUCACCUUGAUGAUGACGGCUAUGACCCACAGAAGUGCCUUGGACCUAGCCCUACUAUUAUUUUGCAGUCCUUGACCAUGUCCAAUUCCAGUGAUGGUUUCAACCUAGAGAGGCUUGAGAUGCUUGGAGACUCCUUCCUGAAGCAGGCAGUGACCGUCUAUCUCUACUGCUCCUACCCUCACUUAGAUGAGGGUAAGCUGUCAUUCCUCAGGAGCAAGCAGGUUAGCAAUUUCAACCUAUACUGCCUGGGUGAGAAGAAAAAGUUAGCUCAUAAGAUGCAGGUAUCAUUGUUUGAUCCUUCCAUCAACUGGCUUCCUCCCUGUCUGCUGGUCAAGGAGAGCUCCAAACCGGUCAUCAAGGAAGAGAAUGAGACUGACCAGGACGCAGGAUUUGUCAUUGACACCUGGGAUCCUUCCACUGUUGAAGGUAUCGACGACUUCGACGAUGAUGACUUCGACAGCGACCAGGGCUGGGAAGAGAAUAGUGAUGAUAUUUCGGAAGAGGAGAUCGACGAGACGAAGGCAGAAUGUCCGGACGAUUUCUUUGCCAGGGAAGAGAAGGACGAGGAGCAGUGGUCUUUCUCUGUGGGUGAUCCUGACGAUGUUCCGGGGUUGACCUACACCGGUGCCAAGACGCAGGAUGUGGGAAGUGUUCCUCCUCUACCGUACGAGAUCCACACCCAACACAGCAUGUCUGACAAGAGCAUUGCGGACUGCGUUGAGGCCUUGAUCGGUUGCUACCUGAUGUCUUGCGGCUUCCGUAGCGCCCUUCUCUUGAUGGCCUGGAUGGGGUUGGAUGUCCUUCCAACCAUGGAAGGACACUCUAAGAAGCAGGAUGACCAAUUAUCUAACCAUUCCUCGAACCCCGCAGCUGAUCUUCCAGUGUCUUGCCGAUACGGCUACCUGAAGCAACCAGAGUCCCCUCUCUCAAGGAGUGUGCCCGAUGCAAAGAAAGUACUGAAGGAGCAACUUGUUGGAUAUGAGCACUUUGAGAAGACCAUCAACUAUCGCUUCAAGGAUAGGGCUUACCUGCUCCAGGCCUUUACUCAUUCAUCUUACCACCGUAAUAGCAUUACAGAUUGCUAUCAGAGGCUUGAGUUUCUUGGAGAUGCCUUAUUGGACUACCUCAUCACUCGUCACCUGUACGAUCACCACACCAACCUCUCUCCAGGGGCGCUGACCGAUCUCCGCUCGGCACUGGUCAACAACACCAUCUUUGCUUCCUUGGCCGUCAAGUUCAACUUCCAUAAGUACUUCAAGGCCUACACUGCCAAUAUGUUCCAAGUCAUCGACAACUUUGUGACGUUUGUCGAUGCAAAGAAUGAAGCUUUGGGAAUGGAUUCGCAGCUGAAGUACAGUGAUGGAGAGGAGGAUGAGUCUGAAGAUAUUGAAGUCCCUAAAGCUCUCGGUGACAUCUUUGAAUCUGUCGCCGGUGCAAUCUACCUCGACAGCGGCAUGUCACUCAACGCUGUCUGGAAGGUCUACUAUCCGAUGAUGAAGCAACAGAUAGAACAAUAUGCCUCGGAUCUACCAAUUUCUCCUGUCCGAGAACUGUUGGAGAUGGAACCGGAAACAGCACGAUUUGGGCCACCAGAGAAGACCAUCGAUGGAAAGACGAGGGUCACCGUCAACGUGGUUGGUAAGGGACAGUUCAAGGGGAUUGGGCGUAACUACCACAUCGCCAAGGCAACGGCGGCUCGUUUUGCUCUCCGCCAUCUGAAGAGCCAUCCUCAGAAUUGAAAGUAAGACUCAACGUAUUGAAGGAAAUUAUCGAAAAACACCACGAUACCGCUAUCCUUGAGUGAGGCAUUGAUCUGCAUAUGCCACUUUUCACCCAGGUGAAUGAGUGGUAUCUGGUAGGAUGGGAACAUCGGUGUGUGGUUUCCUCAGCACUGUAUCAAAAUGAUAACGAAUUGGAAUGUUCACCAGGGAGUGGAGAAUGGACAUGCAUUCAAUGUGGGCAGAUCUAUGAACAGGCUGGGGAUAUCUCUAUGAAGUGAAAAGACAAAAUGCCAUUUUACAGAUCGUGUGCUAUUGGAACAUUAAAAUUUGCAUUGUUUUUAAAUACUUAUCGUAUGCCUCAUGUUUGCAUAAAUAAUAAUGCAAUGUUGUAGGCGUGAAGAUUGGGUGAAGGCGUGGGUGAAGAUUACUGAUUUUUUUCUUGGAAAGGGAUUGAUAAUGUAAUAUGAUUUAAUACCUUUCUCCAGCCCAUACUACCACAGUGUCUUUUGAUUUCAUAAAAUAAAUUAAUGCAGUCAGAUGUUGGUGGAAUAAUUAUGUGGAGUACUUUGGAUAUGUUAUUUAAAGUCUCUCAGAUCUUUCAAAUAUUCACUCCUGGUAUUGAAAAAAAAUUGAUCUUUUUAAAAGAAAUUUGACGUACAAUUAUGCUACGACACUGGUUUAAACUUCACUGCCAUCUCAAUCAGUUAUAGUUGCGAUUGGGUUGCAUGUGUAUGAGUUUGUAAAACUGAUCCAGAUCACAUUAUUGACAUCUCGACAACUAGUGAGUGACUUUUCAGGACCAUCUUCGUUUUAUGUUUGGUGUGAUACUUGUGUAAAAAUUGAGCUAACACCAACACCAAAAGGUCAACAAUGAACUUGAAAUCACCCAUUGAGAUUGUGUGAUUGCUUUCCUGAGAAGAGUAUUCAACGAAUCGGAGCAGAAAUAGGAGAGUGAACUCUUUAUAACUUGCUCAUCAUCUGGGUCCCGUAACACAAAGGUUAGCGAUUAAUCGUACGCUUGAUUUUCAUGAUUGAUUGUACAUUGUAGUCAAUGCAAUCAGUUGUAGAAAAAUGUUCUACGAUCAAUGCUAAGUUUUGUGUUACGGGCCCCUGGUCUGGUUUAUUAACCAUGCAUGUGAAAUUAUAUUCAUAUACAUAAAUAUUUUGAGGAUUAUGUUUAUAAAGCCAGAAUACUUAUGGGUUAUAAUACAAAAUAUCCCCGCAUGACAAAUAAAUCUAAAUGAAAUAUUUUAUUUGAUUUUGUUUAUCUGCUGGGUAACAAAAUAAUAUGGUAACGUAAUUAUAACAUUUUGACAAUAUAUUAGAAAUAUACAUCAUUGAAGAUGAAAUAUAUAAGUGUUUGAAAUGAUGUACUUUUGUCAUAUGUGCAUGUUUAAUGUUUAACUUUGUUGGAAAUGAUAUAUAUGCAUGUUUUUAUUUAAUUUUGAAGGCAAUUGUACAUGUUCAAUCAUGUGAAAUUAAUUGAAUUGUAUCAAAGAUAAUGAAAACACUCUUAUGAAUUUUUCUUAUUGUUCUUAGAGAUCCAUGAUACCCUCGCAUGCAUAGUAAUAUGAUAUUAUUGAUAUUAUGGGGCUUAAGAGACAGCUGUAGUACCAUUCAGUACUCUAAACAUUAAAAUGAAUAUGACUGACGCGAGUGAUAAUUUUCCUCAAGGGAAAUUCCUAUAAAGUUUGUUUAAUUAAUGCAGCUGGUAAUUAGUGUGUGUUUAGAAGUCGCAGUGAGACAUUCGUAAGUCAGUUACUAACCAGGUGGGUGUUUCAUAAAGCUGUUCGUAAGUUAAGAGCGACUUUAUGAACGACUGGUGAUCCCUUCAUGCAGUAAGUGGUAUAUUGAAUCGGUGAUUGUUAAACGCGUAAGAAAGGAUCACCAGUCAUUCUUAAAGUCGCUCUUAACUUACGAACAGCUUUAUGAAACGGCCCCCAGGUGGGUAUAUCAUAAAGCUGUUCUUAAGUUAUGAGCGUCUUUACGAGCAACUUGUCAUCCUUUCUUAAGAGCUAGAUCGACACUAAAGAAAAUUUGGCGUGCAAAAUGUAUCGCAAGAAAGGAUCACCAAUUGUUAGUAAAGUCUGUCAUAACUCAUGAACAGCUUUCACCCACCUACGCCCUGUAACAUAAAAGUUUGCGAUGAAUUUCAAAUAUGAAAGAACCACUCUGAUUGGUUCCUGGUUAGUGUUUCAAACAAAGUGCACAUGCAAUGAUGAUCUUGAUUGGUCAUUGGCAAUGAAAGAUCGAUUGUAAACCUUCCUGUUACAGGGCCUUGGUGGUUGUUUCAUAAAGCUGUUUGUAAGUUGUGAAUGACCUUACACGUUACUGUUCACCCUUUCUUGUGCUAAAUGAUAAAUACCUAUGUAACUGACUUGCCAUGUAUGAAUAUGUACCAGUCUUUUGUAAAAUUGCACAUAGCUUUACAAAUAUGAUAUGAUAUUGAUCUUAACACAGCUAUUCGGAAGUUGUAAGUGACUUGACAUAUGACUGAUGACCCUCUUUUUCUGCGUAUUUAACUGACUUACCAUCUACAUGUACCAGUUUUUCGUAAAGUCGUGCGUAACUUUACGAGCAGAUUUAUGAAACACCACCCAAAUGCACUUGAUAUGAAUUUUAAUGGAUAUAAUUUUAUGAAUAUUGGUUUUGCCUAAAGACUUGUUUUAUCAACAUCACUUCUUCAAAUGAAUUCAGUAGAGACUUUCUUAAAGACUCAAUUAACUUUAUGAAUAUGAUUAUGAAUAGUUUUGUGACAUAAUUUUUUCAAAUGAAUUUGGAAAAUAUGUACUGUGAAUCAUGACUACUUUAAGAAUAUGCUCAAUUCUAGUGAGCAUUUCAUAAAGAGCUCUGUUAGUGAUGUUAUAAGCUACUGAAAAUCCUUGCAUCUGAUUGGCUGGGAGAGAAUAAAGCCGUGAAAAUCAGUGACCGAACUUUUUGUGAAAAGCUCCCAAGAAGUGUAGUGUACCUUAUUUAUAAAAAUAACUUAAAAAAUAAAUGAUCAGAUUGGACAAUGAGGGCUGAAGUAUGAUGCAGUAGAUAUAUAUGGAAAUUCAACAUUUAAUCAGCUUGUCAAUUGUUAACUUCAUUUAUUUUGUAACAAAAAUUUUUUUUUUUUAAUAGCAUGAAGCACAUAUAUUCCGCUAUUAAUGAUUGCAUUAUUGUAUCAGAUAGAGAAAUGCUGCACUCGGUUGUUAUAUGAAUAUGUUGCUAUACACAAAUGCUCUUUGUUGCAUGUCAUGGCCUAAUUGUAAUAAUUAUUUGGCUGUAUAGAAAUGUCUUGCUCGUUCCUUAUUAGAUUUACAUUAGUAUAAAUCAAAUUAAUAUUGGAUUAUCUUUCAUCUUGAGCCGGAAUAUUUCUUGAGAAAGUACGAGAAAAAAUUAUGCAAAAAAAAUGGAAAGCCACAAGGUAUGUUGAUUUACUAUGUUUGUACUGUAUAGAAAAUGUGUGACAGAUGAUUAAAAAGCAGACACUCUUCCAUAAUGCUAUAUCUACCUCU
Messenger RNA from Lytechinus pictus (painted urchin), 9125 nucleotides. RefSeq names its product endoribonuclease Dicer-like. The record is from RefSeq and is a predicted model, not a curated record. The transcript is spliced from 19 exons. Gene Ontology annotation, biological process: siRNA processing; pre-miRNA processing; apoptotic DNA fragmentation. Lineage: Eukaryota; Metazoa; Echinodermata; Echinoidea; Temnopleuroida; Toxopneustidae. Gene Ontology annotation, cellular component: cytoplasm; nucleus; RISC complex. Gene Ontology annotation, molecular function: ribonuclease III activity; deoxyribonuclease I activity; RNA binding. The coding region runs from base 205 to 5643 and encodes 1812 amino acids.